This is a messenger RNA of Miscanthus lutarioriparius, 759 nucleotides long. NCBI's taxonomy places the organism in Eukaryota, Viridiplantae, Streptophyta, Magnoliopsida, Poales, Poaceae. The record is from the annotation of a GenBank genome assembly.
AUGUCGCCGCCGCAGCCGCCACACCCGGUGCCCCGAGAGACGGUGGCCAGCGCCGUCGCCUCCCUCACCAAGUGGAUGAAGAAGCGCGCCGCAGAGGCGCGCCCGAACCUCCUCGCCGACGAGCGCGACGACCUCGUCGUCCUCCAGCUCUCGCUCCGCCGCGUCCCGGCCUCGCGCAGCACCAGGCCUCGCCUCCUCCCGCUGCCGCAUCCCGUCGUCGGGCACGACGUCUGCGUCAUCUCGGACGAUCGCCCCAAGUCGGGGUCCCCUUCCGCGUCCGACCUCCUCCACGCGUCCAAGCUCCCCGUCUCCGAGGUCAUCCCGCUAUCCACACUCCGCACGGACUACCGUCCCUACGAGUCGCGGCGCCGCCUCGCGGCCUCCCACGCCCUCUUCGUCGCCGACCGCGCCAUCCUCCCGCUGCUGCCGCGCGUCCUCGGGAAGGCCUUCUACUCCACCAACAAGGCUCCGAUUGGAGUCGAUUUCACCCGCGUUGGAUGGCCGGAGCAGGUCCGCAAGGUCCUUGGCUCUGCUUUUCUGUACCUGCGCUCCGGGACCUGCUCGGGGAUCAAGGUGGGUAGGCUGGACAUGGAGGAAGAGGAGAUCGUGGACAAUGUGAUGGCCGCGGUGGAGGCGGCUGUCGAGAAGGUGCCAAAGAAGUGGGCCAACGUUAGGGCGCUGCAUCUCAAGGCUGUGGAUUCAGUUGCCCUACCAAUUUACCAGGUUGUGCCAGAGUUGGGUAUGAAAAUUGUUGGUUAG